AUGGCUAAUCAAGACUACUAUCUACCUCGUGGCUCCCGGAUCCUGGUAACAGGCGCCAACGGCUUCGUUGGGAGCAACGUUGUCUACAACCUGCUUGAAUUAGGGUUCAAGGUGCGUGGGACUGUCCGCUCUGAAAAGCCAUGGCUUGAUGAGAUGUUCCAGGGGGAGUUCGGGCAGGAUGCGUACGAGUCUGUUGUUCUUGCUAACUUUGAGAAUGUGGAUACUCUGGUUGAGGUGAUGGAGGGCGUAUCCGGCGUGGCACAUGUGGCAUCGGAUGUUAGCUUCAGCUCGAAUCCGGAAGAGGUUGUACCGUGGGUGGUGAGAGCUGUUGAUAAUCUGCUAGAGGCUGCAUCGAGACAUUGUGAUAUACAGCGGGUUGUCAUGACCUCUUCUUCGAUUGCGGCGUUGUUUCCGGAGCCGAAUAGGGAGGGGAUCGUUGUUCAUGAGGAUUCUUUCAACGACGAGGCUAUCAAACAAGCCUAUAACCCGGAUACUCCGGAGCAUCUGAAGGGCCUCUUUACCUAUGCUGCAUCCAAAACCGAGGGAGAAAAGGCCGCAUGGAAAUGGAUGGAAAACAACAAACCAAAUUUUCAAUUCAAUACUGUGUUGCCGGAUUUUACUGUGAGUUCUUUCCUUAGGUGGCAGAUUCAAAAAGACGGCAUUAACUCGAACAAGCUUGGGAGAAUCCUCCACGAAGAGAUCGCCGGCUCAACAAUAGGCUAUGUCCGUGGCCUAACCAAGGGGAAUGCAGAUUCAUUCGGUUCAUUUAUGCCGCAAUAUUUCUGCGAUGUCAUCGACAUUGCACGUCUCCAUGCAGCUGCCCUCCUGGACCCAAAUACGGUCUCUCGCCGACUUUUCGGAUUUACUGCCCCUGUGAACCUCACCGAUAUGAUCUCAGCCAUUCGCAAACUCCGACCUGAUAACACUUUGAUCCCUGACACUCCUGUUAACGAGGGACGUGAUCUGAGUAAAAUCCUCCCAGCCAAGGAAGCAGAAAACCUCCUACGGGAAUUUUGGGGACGGGAAGGGUGGACACCCCUGGAGGAGAGCAUUGCGCAGGGGAUUGAAGGGCAUUGA
This is a messenger RNA of Penicillium coprophilum, 1077 nucleotides long. RefSeq names its product aldehyde reductase II. Bases 1 to 1077 code for a protein of 358 amino acids. NCBI's taxonomy places the organism in Eukaryota, Fungi, Ascomycota, Eurotiomycetes, Eurotiales, Aspergillaceae. The transcript is spliced from 4 exons. Gene Ontology annotation, molecular function: oxidoreductase activity, acting on the CH-OH group of donors, NAD or NADP as acceptor. The record is from RefSeq and is a predicted model, not a curated record.